GCAGCAUCCCAGCUGCCAUGGGGGCUCCAGGGGCCGUCCUGCUUGGGGUUCUGCUCCUCUGGCUCCUGCCCACCGGCCAGGCUCAGAGUUAUCCAGAGGACUUAGAGCUGUCAGAAAGUACACCGGAAGAUGCAGAAAUGGCCUCCCCAAGCACUAUUGUUCUGACGGUGACAGACAUAGAACUGGGGAUAAAUUCUACCACUGUUGAUGAGCAGGAGAAUCAGUCGGACAUAUUGAUGCUGGUGAUACCAUUGAGUUUAGUGGCCUUCCUCAUUUUGUUAGUGAUUGUCUUUGUAAUAUUCUAUAAGAGAAAAAGAGCCAAACAAGAGCCUUCUAGCCAAGGGUCGCAGAAUGCACUACAGACAUGUGAACUGGGAAGUGAAAACUUAAAAGUCCCUAUUUUUGAGGAAGACACGCCGUCUGUCAUGGAAAUAGAAAUGGAAGAGCUGGAUAAGUGGAUGAGCACAAAGCACGAAGACUGUGUAUGCUUGCCUCCCUUAAAAGAAGAAAAGGAACCCAACCUCAGUCCCAGAAACUGUGGGGGGCUCUUUGUUACCUCGGAUGCGCCUAUGAUAGGGAAGAAAACCAGAUGGAGUGACGGUCUCCAAGAGGGAAGAGUAAACAAAAGGAAAGGGGUGCACGUGCGCACGCGCACACGUCCACAGCACCCACGGAGAAGCAGACCCCACUUGGACUGGAUUCUUAGCAGACUGGAGUUUUAA
Molecule: messenger RNA, 722 nt
Organism: Suncus etruscus (white-toothed pygmy shrew)
Lineage: Eukaryota; Metazoa; Chordata; Mammalia; Eulipotyphla; Soricidae
Gene: TMEM154
Product: transmembrane protein 154
Exons: 7
Coding region: 18-722 (234 amino acids)
Source: RefSeq, a predicted model, not a curated record